UGGCCAUGGCAACGGGACCCUUAGCUAAGCAGCAGGUGCUGCUAGCCCCCCCUGAUCUCCGCUAACGCCGGUUUACCGCCCGUCGGAGGCCACGUUUCUCCGUCUAAAGCGGCUGAGUGAGGAUGGAGAGCUUCAGGCUUGUCUCGGGGAUAAAAACCGCCCCAGAAGCAGCGGGGUGUGUGUUCCCCAGAGCGGGAAACGACGCCCCUGUUAGCGGCGACCCCAGAGUCCUGGUCAACCUGAAGGCCCUGGAGGAGACCGGCCGGGUGUCGCUCUCCUCCUUCGGGAAGGUCCAGACGGACGUCCAGCCUCACAUGAGGGGGGUUCUCACGGUGUGGAUGUUCAAGGUGUGUGAGGAGCAGCGGUGUGAGGAGGAGGUGUUCCCGCAGGCUGUUCUCUACCUGGACUCCUACCUGAGCCGUUUCCCCGUUGAGAGGUCCAAGCUGCAGCUUCUAGGGGUGGUCUGCCUGCUCCUGGCCUCCAAAAUGAGAGAAAUGGUCCCCCUGACGGCAGACAAGCUUUCCAUCUACACGGACAACUCGGUUUCAGUCUCAGCCAUCCUGCAGUGGGAGGUGGCGGUGGUGUCCAGGUUAGACUGGUGUCUGGCCUCGGUGGUCCCCUCUGACUUCCUGGAGCCAAUUCUCCACGCUCUUCUCCCUUUCGUCCGGGCCCCUCACCUCCAGCACAUCCGCCAACACGUUCUCUGCUACAUCGCCGUGGCUACAAUGGACUGCAGGUUUUUAGCCUUCCUGCCCUCUACUCUUACAUGUGCCUGUGUCCACGUUGCCCUGCAGAGGCUAAAGAUGGUGGACAGCCACGACUCAUCAGACUCAGUUAUCAAGCUGUUGGCCGACCUGCUGGCUGCUGAUGUGAGCACUAUCCUCUGCUGCUGCGAGCUGCUGGGAAACGUGUUGGAGCUCCAUGUGCCCUCCUGGUUCCAGGAUGGAGCUGGCAGGAAAGACGCACACAGUUCAGGGAUCAGCAACACCCCUGCAGACAUCCAGGAUCUUACAGCGUCUCAGGAAAUUAAGCUCAAACAUUCCUCCCCGCUAUGAACUAUUAAGAUGAUUGAAACUACAACCAAGAGACCAAAUUCAGAAAGCAGCGCAACUUAAACCCAUCUGUGCCUCAACUUCUAAAUCUAGUAUUGUCAGUAUUCUGAAUUUUGAAAAUCUGAAUUCAUAUGGUUAAAUAAAUCUGUUCUAAAAACUCAGAUUAAACUUCCUGAGCUAUCAUCCACGCUUGUGAUACUAAGCUGCGCUUCAAGCUUGACAGCAAUGUUUGUGUACUUUCUACUGUCAAAUGUUUGAGUUUCUUUUUACCUCAUCUUCAGUGUUGAUAAGUUGAAAAUGAUGUUCCUGCAGGAUUUCAACAACUAUGCUUAAAAUGAGUCCAAUUAAAAAAAAAAAAAAAAACA
Molecule: messenger RNA, 1417 nt
Organism: Fundulus heteroclitus (mummichog)
Lineage: Eukaryota; Metazoa; Chordata; Actinopteri; Cyprinodontiformes; Fundulidae
Gene: ccnd3
Product: cyclin D3
Exons: 5
Coding region: 123-1055 (310 amino acids)
Biological process (GO): mitotic cell cycle phase transition; regulation of cyclin-dependent protein serine/threonine kinase activity; positive regulation of G1/S transition of mitotic cell cycle
Cellular component (GO): nucleus; cyclin-dependent protein kinase holoenzyme complex; cytoplasm
Molecular function (GO): cyclin-dependent protein serine/threonine kinase regulator activity
Source: RefSeq, a predicted model, not a curated record